Molecule: messenger RNA, 1364 nt
Organism: Drosophila innubila
Lineage: Eukaryota; Metazoa; Arthropoda; Insecta; Diptera; Drosophilidae
Exons: 3
Coding region: 47-733 (228 amino acids)
Source: RefSeq, a predicted model, not a curated record
CAACGUUAAAAUGGUGUAAAAAGUGAAUUGAAAAAAUUGCUUCAAAAUGAAUAAUAAAUUACGAAGACAACGUAGCAAAAACUUUACGGAACACGAAGAAGGGGUACUUGUAAAGCUCGUUAAGGCAAACCAAUUGGUUAUUGAAAACAAAAAGUCGGGGGCCGUGAUAUGGAAACAAAAAGAAGAGACUUGGGAAAAAAUAGCUUUAGAUUACACCAGGAAAACAGGAAUGAAACGCACGGCUCACGCACUAAAAGCUAAAUACGAAGGUCUAAAGAAAAAACUUAAGAGUGAGCUUGCAGGGGACAAAACAAAUUCAUUCCGGACAGUUGACGAGCCGAAAGCGAACACCAAUGUUUCUAAUGCUUCGGAGCAGGUCAAUGAGAUUGAUGAAUCGGCCACAGAACUUAGAAACAUAGUAGACAGCGAUGAAAUUUCCAGUGAUGUCGACCGGUUUCAGCUUGCAAACUCUGUAUUUGAAAGCAGUAAAGUCGACCUUCCUGAACCUCAUUCCGAAAUAAACGAAGGGACUCCUGGUUCUCACAUUCACAGCGAAAAACAGGGUGUGUUGCUGGCACAUCAAGCCUUUUAUGAGCAGGAAAAUGUAAGGGCACAAGAGAAACACCAGGCAGAAAUGGAAUUGCUUAGACUAAAGCGGGAGAAGGAGGUCAAGGCAAUUCAGCUACUGGAUCUACAAAUUGCUGAGAAAAGACGGUGUAUUAAAGCAACCUGAAAGUCUUUCAUUAAAGCACAACUAGAGCUUUUCACGCAAAACGGAAGCGACAACGGCAACGCCCCAAACAAAUCAAGCAAAAGAUCCAAAUAAAAUCUAACUUGAAAUCGGAAACAAUAAAAAACCAAAGAAAAAAAACCAAAUUUCUCAGCUGUCAGGUAAAUGAAAGUAAAUUGACUUAAGACGCCCAAAAAAAAGAAAAUAAAAUCGAAAUGCUAACAAGCCGGCUGAAGUUGACUUGGCUAUCAAAAUUCUGAAGAUCGUUAAGAGAAAAUAGAAAGUAAAAAGAACGCAGCAGCAGUGCAGGCCAAGUAACAAGUAAAAAUCGGGUCAAACUAAUGAAGACACAGAUAAAGGCGCAUAAUCGAAAAAAGAAAAUAAAGACCUCCCGAAUCAUGUAAAUUGUGCUGAGUUUGGUUUAGAAGCUGUCGAUAAUCUCUUUUCUUGUUGUGCCAACAUUUAGGGCUCUAACCAAAAACCGAAACCGAACCCACAACACAACAAAUGACACAAGGUGCACAUGUGGUUGGUGCGACCAGGUGAAAGAGAUUUGUGUAUUUGGGUUAGGAACGGAGCGAGAGAGCUGCUUCUAAAUAAAUAAAUAAUAAACUCAAUAGAUGAUGACACAAAA